CUUGUCUUUAACAAGACUCAAGGACUUACUCAUGCCAUCUUUCGGGAACCACAGGAUUUCGUCUUUGCUUUUUGCAGAUGACGUUGUCCUGUUGGCUUCAUCGGACCGGGACCUUCAGCAUGUGCUGGGGCGGUUUGAGGCCGAGUGCGACGCAUCAGGGAUGAGAAUCGGCACCUCCAAGACCGAGGCCAUGGUUCUCCAUCGGGAAAGGGUGGCGUGGAGAAGUCCUGCCAUCAGGUGGAGGAGUUCAAGUAUCUCGGGGUCGGUGUUCCGGACCGUCGUGGUGAAGAAGGAGCUGAGUCGAAAGAAUCAUAAAGGAAGACCCAAAAGAUACUGCUGUCGUCAUUGCAAGCAAGUCUUCACCACUUCAUCAAACCUGAAGAUCCAUAAGAAAACUCACACUGGUGAUAAACCAUACAGCUGUGAUCAGUGUGGAGCGGCUUUUGCCCUGCAAGGUAACCUAACGACUCACCAGCGUAUUCACACUGGAGACAAGCCUUACAAGUGUGAUCAGUGUGGAGUGGCUUUUGCCCAUCAAAGUAACCUAACGACUCACCAACGUAUUCACACUGGAGACAAGCCUUACAGGUGUGAUCAGUGUGGAGCGGCUUUUGCCCAGCAAGGUGCUCUAACGACUCAUCAACGUAUUCACACUGGAAACAAGCCUUACAGAUGUGAUCAGUGUGGAACGGCUUUUGCCCUGCAAAGUGCUCUAAUAAGACACCAACGUAUUCACACUGGAGACAAGCCUUACAGAUGUGAUCAGUGUGGAGCGGCUUUUGCCCUGCAAGGUAACCUAACGACUCACCAGCGUAUUCACACGGGAGACAAGCCUUACAGGUGUGAUCAGUGUGGAGUGGCUUUUGCCCAUCAAAGUAACCUAACGACUCACCAACGUAUUCACACUGGAGACAAGCCUUACAGCUGUGAUCAGUGUGGAGCGGCUUUUGCCCAGAAAACUGCUCUAACGACUCACCAACGUAUUCACACUGGAGACAAGCCUUACAGCUGUGAUCAGUGUGGAGCAGCUUUUGCCCAGCAAAGUAACCUAACGACUCACCAACGGAUUCACACUGGAGACAAGCCUUACAGGUGUGAUCAGUGUGGAGCAGCUUUUGCCCAGCAAGGUCAUUUGACGAGUCACCAACGUAUUCACACUGGAGACAAGCCUUACAGGUGUGAUAAGUGUGGAGCAGCUUUUGCCCAUCAAAUUGAUCUAACGAGACACCGACGUAUUCACACUGGAGAGAAGCCUUACAGGUGUGAUCAGUGUGGAGCAGCUUUUGCCCUGCAAGGUCAUUUGACGAGUCACCAACGUAUUCACACUGGAGACAAGCCUUACAGGUGUGAUAAGUGUGGAGCAGCUUUUGCCCAUCAAAUUGAUCUAACGAGACACCGACGUAUUCACACUGGAGAGAAGCCUUACAGGUGUGAUCAGUGUGGAGCAGCUUUUGCCCAGCGAGGUCAUUUGACGAGUCACCAACGUAUUCACACUGGAGACAAGCCUUACAGAUGUGAUCAGUGUGGAGCGGCUUUUGCCCGGCAAGGUGAUUUGACGAGUCACCAACGUAUUCACACUGGAGACAAGCCUUACAGGUGUGAUCAGUGUGGUGCGGCUUUUACCCAGCGAGGUCAUUUGACGAGUCACCAACGUAUUCACUCUGGAGACAAGCCUUACAGGUGUGAUCAGUGUGGAGCGGCUUUUACCCAGCAAGGUGCUCUAACGACUCACCAACGUAUUCACACUGGAGACAAGCCUUACAGAUGUGAUCAGUGUGGAGCGGCUUUUACCCAGCAAGGUGCCCUAACGACUCACCAACGUAUUCACACUGGAGACAAGCCUUACAGAUGUGAUCAGUGUGGAGCGGCUUUUACCCAUAAAAGUCACCUAACGAGUCACCAACGUAUUCACACUGGAGACAAGCCUUACAGGUGUGAUCAGUGUGGAGUUGCUUUUGUCCAGCAAAGUGAUCUAAAGCGACAUCAACGUAUUCAUACUGGAGACAAGCCUUACAGAUGUGAUCAGUGUGGAGCGGCUUUUGCCCAGCAAGCUCAUUUGACGAGUCACCAACGUAUUCACACUGGGGAAAAGCCUUACAGAUGCGAUCAGUGUGGAUCGGCUUUUGCCCGGCCAGAUCAUUUGACGACUCACCAACGUAUUCACACUGGGGAAAAGCCUUACAGAUGCGAUCAGUGUGGAUCGGCUUUUGCCCGGCCACAUCAUUUGACGACUCACCAACGUAUUCACACUGGGGAAAAGCCUUACAGAUGCGAUCAGUGUGAGGCGGCUUUUGCCCAUCAAGGUCAUUUGACAAGUCACCAACGUAUUCACACUGGAGACAAGCCUUACAGGUGUGAUCAGUGUGGAGCGGCUUGUGCCCGGCACGAUCAAUUGACGAGACAUCAACGUAUUCACACUGGAUAAAAAUUGUACAUUUGUGAUUAUUGCUGAUAUCAUUUAUUUUGAGAGUUCAGUUAACAUGCACCAAUUAAGUUAAUUUAGUUUGAAAGAAAUAAUUGUGGUGGUUUGAUUGUGGGAAAGAUUUUGAAUAUUUAAAAAAAAAAAACCAGCAGAUUCUUACAGCUGUAAGAGCUGUUCAGUUAUAACCAGAUUUAGAAAAUGAAAUACAAGAAUUCAAUUCAAAAGUCUUUAUUUUGAACAUGAUGGUAGUGUAAGUCACAGACAUGCUCGAACAUACUUGAACAAUGAAUGCAAGAGAUUUUUUUUUUGAAACAGCAGCAGUUUUGACAUGUUCAAAAAGAAGUAAGAAGAAGUAAAAAAAACGUAUCCUACUCCUUGACGUCAAUACCAUGUUUUCACAUAGACCCUUGUUAUUAGAUGUCAAAAAUCUUGAUGUAUUGAGAAGUUACACAAAUUAAUAACAAUUUUACACAGUGUAAACAUAUUGUGGUAUACAUGAGUAUAAAUCUGCGGAUACUUGGGUGAUUAUUGCCAUUUGCAGGUACAUGUCCCUCUAUAUAAACACUAUUUACCCUGUAUUCAUCUAUACAUAAAAGCAUACAUUAUUUACCGUGUACAAUCUUAUUCAUUACGGGCAUUCUCACACAAAUAUUUCUAGAUGCAUUAAAGCAUAUAUAUGUAUAAUAGACAGAUACACGCACACCCAACGAAGAAUGAGGAAGUCAGCCGUCCCGAUCGGCCAGCAGCAAUACAAAUGAUGAGAAAAGAUAUGAGAAAUAUUUGUUGGGCCACAGUCCCAUAUGAACUAUGGAUUGUGUAAUUAUAUGAACAGUUAAGGCCUUGGGUCAGCUUUGAGUCCCAGUUCUGGGGCCUCAGGCUUAGGCUCCAGAACUCUGCAUUCCUCAACGUGAACGCCUUUGGACCGACCUGGAGCUGAAGGAGGCCCAGCUGCUCUGCCCAUGUAUUCCCCUCAUCCACACUGGUCCUCAUCUGGACCAGGAGAGAGAGAGAGACGCUCUUUAUCAAGAUCCCCUGCUGAGCGUAACUACCCUUUGUUUCAUCAAGAAACACUGACCAGCCGGAUCAAACCACUUUCUCUUCAUUUACAAAGAUUCAUGU
This is a messenger RNA of Cololabis saira (Pacific saury), 3541 nucleotides long. RefSeq names its product zinc finger protein 665-like. Lineage: Eukaryota; Metazoa; Chordata; Actinopteri; Beloniformes; Belonidae. The coding region runs from base 32 to 2425 and encodes 797 amino acids. Gene Ontology annotation, biological process: regulation of transcription by RNA polymerase II. Gene Ontology annotation, molecular function: RNA polymerase II cis-regulatory region sequence-specific DNA binding; DNA-binding transcription factor activity. The record is from RefSeq and is a predicted model, not a curated record. The transcript has 4 exons.